Capsaspora owczarzaki ATCC 30864 is the source of this 531-nucleotide messenger RNA. RefSeq lists its product as hypothetical. Gene Ontology annotation, molecular function: actin filament binding. Gene Ontology annotation, cellular component: cytoplasm; actin cytoskeleton. Bases 91 to 531 code for a protein of 146 amino acids. NCBI's taxonomy places the organism in Eukaryota, Filasterea, Ministeriida, Capsasporidae. Gene Ontology annotation, biological process: actin filament depolymerization. The transcript has a single exon. The record is from RefSeq and is a predicted model, not a curated record.
CCUGAUUUUGACUUGUGCAGCGCCCUGUCUGGCCUUUGCAGCUCGAAACCCCAGCAUCAACCCCAAAAAAGUUUGAACAACUCUCCAAUCAUGCAUUUCUCGCCCGAGUGCCUCGCUCUCUUCAACAACAUGCAACGCGGCAAGGCCAACCAUCGCUUUGUCAUUUUCGCAAUGAACGACCAGGGCUGCGUUGACAUUUCCCAGCUUGGCAGCGCGACCGCCGAGUUUGACGAGUUUAUUUCGGCUUUGCCCGAGAACAAGCCGCGCUAUGCCCUGUACAACGUCCAGUACAAUGCUCAAGAUACCAGCAGUCGUGUGCUCGUUGUUCGUCACAAGCUCAUCUUUGUGCAGUGGAUUCCCGAAUCCUCCACGGGCAAGGACAAGAUGUACUACGCCAUGAACGCUCCGGGAGUGCGUCUCGCUGGCCCGAGCACCAACACUUGCGUCCAAGCCUGCAGCAUUGGCGACCUCGAUCUUGAAACGAUUACCAAGGCUGCCGCUCGCUUUGAAGCAGAUAAGCUUGUUGCCUAA